AUGAACUCCAGUUUCUCCUACAAGCCACUCUCAAAGGACGGCGAGGAGAUUCGCCUCCUCACAUUGUCACCAAUCCGCCUAGCAUUCAAGCGCGAAGGUCAGGAUGACUCCGCCGCCGAGCCUCUCCCUGAGUGUCAACUCGACCACUACUCCCUAAAAGACUACUUCCCUCCGUACAAGACUUGGCUCGAUAGAAACGCCUGCGAUGUGAAGCUGCGGCCGAGGAAGUGGAGUGCCUACGUUGAGGGAUGGGCCGAGAGAAACGCACCAACCCACGCUGAACAAGAGACCUGGGCGAAGACGGCCCGGAACCGUUUCCGAUGGGGCGACUAUUGGGCCCUGAGCUAUGUUUGGGGCGAUCAAUCCAAGAGAAAACCGAUCCUGCUGAACGGAGUUCAGUUUUCUGUCACACAGAACUUGUAUCAGGCAUUAUGCCGGCUGGCUGAGGAACCGCAACACGUCGUCGACGGGGCAAAGCUAUGGGUAGAUGCGAUUUGUAUCAACCAGGCCGACUUGCCCGAGAGACAAAGCGAGGUCGCUAGAAUGGGUGACAUCUACUCCCUCGCCCGUGGCGUCGACGUUUGGCUCGGUCUGCCCCUCUCAGAGGAUCAAGGCCGAGCCAUCCAGGGGUGGCAGGAGCUCUAUAGCAUCGACGGUGACAAGGGACCCGAGGAACUCCUACGGACUGAUGUCGGUGCUGGUGGUGACAUCAUUCACUCCGUCGUACGGCUGUCAUUUGAACCAUAUUGGGAGCGUGUUUGGGUUAUCCAAGAGCUUGCUUUGGCAUCUCGCGACUCCCUCUUCUUUUACGGCGAAGCCAGACUCAGUUUGGACGAGAUGUACAGCAUGAUCCGCUUUGCCGGAAUGUACGGCAACUGGGACGGGCACUAUGCUUCGGGAAGCGCCAUCCAUGUGUCUUAUUCUCUAUCUGCCAUGGCAUCACUUCGCAGAGCUUCUGAACUCGUCACCCGUGCAAUUCUUCCAGCCGUUCCACAACCAGAUUCGUUGGUAGAAAAAAAGGAUCCGCUGGUUGGUUGCCGGGAACUGCUGUCUCUUAUGGCUGGUGGUAAAGCCACUGAUCUACGAGACAAAGCGUACGGCAUCAGGGCCCUCAUGCCCAGCGGUGUCUCUGCUCGUAUCUUGCCAGACUACUCCGCGACGAAGGAGGCUGUCUGGAGCAGGUUCACUAAGGCCAUCAUCGAGGAAAGUGACAACCUCAACAUAUUGGCGUCGACGAAGCUCGCAGUGUCCGACUCUCUGCCCUCUUGGGUGCUCAACCUCGACUCACCCCGGGAUGGUGGCUUCAGAGACUGCUGCGCCAGCGGAUCCAUUAAUGCUCAGUUUCGAUUUUCUGAGAAUUGCAUGAUUCUCCACUGUCAAGGGCUGCGUGUUGAUACAAUCAGGUCAAUUGGUGCGCCGCCUAAGCUGGAUAGUAAGCUGAACAAAGGAAGUACUGUCAAAUUCGACUUUCCAGAGCCUCUCCGGCAGUCAGUCGAGUCUGAGAACCGGGAGCACGUCAACAUUGAUGACGAUAUCCGACUCAACAUGCUAAAGGUCUUGAUGGGCGACCCGUCCCUGACACUCGAUGACCUGGAUGGGCCUACAAUAUUUGACUUUCCCAUGAUUGACUUCAUGUCUAUUAUGGAGAAGCUAAACUCGAGUCUCAUCAUGGGCGACGGAAAUGAGGAGUACCAAGGAAAUUAUCUGAGGCAGAAAAUCCUAGACGCACAUGGGAUGGAGGAUGUAGCAACAUCAACAGGCUCCAUUUCUGAUGAUGGGCACGAAAGGGAGUUGGAUAAAGACCACCAUCGCGAAUUUGAGGAAGAUGACAUCACGCCUGAAGAAACAGCACAAGAGUGGCUGGCUUACACCGUGGAGUACUGGCGACACCUAGCCAUGUUCUCAAUGUGGAGGCGAGCAAACGCAGGUUUCAAGGUUGGCGAGUAUGAGCUGGCCGAUUUUUUCCACUGGUCCUCAAACCGGCCACCUCGGGAUAAGGACGGCUUCGCUGCACUAGUCGAACGUGCCGGCAUCGUCAGCAGUCCUCGGACGCUGGUAAUGACGGAGAAGGGCCAACUGGGUCUUGCCUCUGCCCCGGUCCAACCAAGAGAUGGUAUUUACGUUGUUAUGGGAUGUGACUGGCCUUUGGCAAUGCGGGCUGGAGCAGGCGGUCUGGAAAUUGUAGGAAAUUGCUUUAUCAAUGGCUUGAUGCAAGGCGAGGCAGUUUUAGAGUUGCCAGCCAAGGAUUGUAAUGGUAUCGAUUGGCUAACAAUAUGCUAG
This is a messenger RNA of Ilyonectria robusta, 2280 nucleotides long. RefSeq names its product heterokaryon incompatibility protein-domain-containing protein. The record is from RefSeq and is a predicted model, not a curated record. The transcript has a single exon. NCBI's taxonomy places the organism in Eukaryota, Fungi, Ascomycota, Sordariomycetes, Hypocreales, Nectriaceae. The coding region runs from base 1 to 2280 and encodes 759 amino acids.